AUGUCGUUUAUCGGAAGACGAGCAAGUUCUGGACGCUUCGCCAGGGACUCUCUAGUCAAUAAUGACUUAGUCCAUUCAAUUAAUCCUGAAGUUUAUCAGCGUAAAUAUGUUUUCGAAGUUGCUUGGGAAGUAGUCAAUAAAGUUGGUGGAAUAUAUACUGUCAUUCGCACUAAAGCCGCAUCCACGGUUGAGGAACUUGGUGACCGUUAUAUUUUGAUAGGACCUCUGAACGAAGUAUGUAUGAGAACCGAGGUCGAUGUUGCUGAACCAAGUAACGAGGCACUGAAACGGACCAUCAAGGCUAUGCGUGAUCAUGAUAUUAAGAUCGUUUUCGGUCGGUGGCUUAUCGAGGGUUAUCCAAAUGUUGUCCUAUUUGAUAUCGGGUCUUCUGCUUGGAGGAUUGAUUCAUGGAAGAAAGAGUUAUGGGAGUCUUGCAACAUCGGCGUCCCGGUUCACGAUAGUGAGUGUAACGAUGCUGUCAUUUUUGGCGGACUUGUUGCCUGGUUUUUGAAAGAAUUUGCUGAAAAUGCACAAGAAUUAGAAACGGAUCCUCAACCGCCAAUAAUUGCACAUUUUCAUGAAUGGCUGACAAGCAUUGGCCUAAUAUUUUCACGUACACGUCAUCUACCAGUUGCUACUGUGUUCACCACGCAUGCAACACUUUUGGGCUUUGAUUUGGACAAGGAAGCUGGUGAUCGAAAUAUUUAUCAUCGAUACUGUCUUGAACGUGCCGGUGUUCACUGUGCGCAUACAUUUACAACAGUUAGUAAAAUUACUGGAUUAGAAAGUAAAUAUCUUUUACGAAGAGAACCAGAUGUCAUCACUCCGAAUGGUCUUAAUGUCAUUAAAUUUGCUGCUCUGCAUGAAUUUCAAAAUCGUCAUGCAUUGGCGAAAGAAAAGUUGAAUCAAUUCAUUCAGGGACAUUUCUAUGGGCAUUAUGAUUUUGAUCUUGAUAAGACCUUGUACUUUUUUAUUGCUGGUCGUUAUGAAUUCCAGAACAAGGGGGCUGAUGUAUUUAUUGAGUCACUGGCUCGUCUCAAUCAUCACCUAAAACAAGCUCAGACUGAUGUCACUGUUGUCGCAUUUCUCAUCUUUCCGGCCCACACAAAUAGUUUUAAUGUGGAUUCUUUUCGCGCUCAAGCUAUUGUAAAACAAUUACGUGAAACAGUGAACUCAAUUCAAUGUGAGAUGGGGCAUCGCUUGUUUGAAGUAUGUCUUCGUGGACGUAUUCCUCAAGGAACUGAUAUACUUACUCAGGGUGAUAUAUAUCGACUUAAACGUUGCAUAUACGCAACACAACGAAAUAAUUUACCUCCUAUUUGUACACACAAUGUUGUUCAAGAUAACAUCGAUUUAGUGUUAUGCAAUUUACGCCGAUGCCAAUUAUUUAACGAUCGUCACGAUCGUGUUAAGGUUAUUUUCCACCCGGAGUUUUUGAGUUCUACUAAUCCACUAUUGCCUAUGGAUUACGAAGAAUUUGUACGAGGCUGCCAUUUAGGUGUAUUUCCCUCCUACUAUGAACCAUGGGGUUAUACACCAGCUGAAUACACUGUAAUGGGUAUUCCCUCUGUAACCACUAAUCUUUCUGGAUUCGGUUGUUUCAUUGAAGAGCAUGUAGAAGAUCCUAAAUCUUAUGGUAUAUACAUUGUUGAUCGUCGUUAUCAAAGUUGUGAAGAAAGUAUUCAACAGUUAACCAAGGUCACUGAGCUAUGAUGCGUGAAAUGUCCUUAUUACAUGCUGCCCCUUUCAUCGCUGUACCUUUCGUUGGAGUGUUUGCUGGCCAGCGGAUUGUCUCCAAGAAUAUGGAUUGGUAUGAUUCUCUGAAAAUGCCAUCAUUUGCACCCCCGAAAUGGGUGUUUGGUCCUGUGUGGAGUGCGC
Molecule: messenger RNA, 1878 nt
Organism: Trichobilharzia regenti
Lineage: Eukaryota; Metazoa; Platyhelminthes; Trematoda; Strigeidida; Schistosomatidae
Source: the annotation of a GenBank genome assembly